CAUUGAACGUGUCAGACGGCGACUAUUUUCGGAUUUUUGGGCUCCCAUACCUGCUGGCUCAACGUUUGGCCCUUGUGUGGACCCUGACACCAGAUUUUUUGCACUGGCAUUGGACGUACGUGGAUAUAUUUAUUAAUUUUUGGCAAGGAUUCCUUCUGAUCAUUGAGAAGCUGUGGUUAGCUGCAUCGUGUGGCGGCGUUCCAACUCAAACCUGGUUCAGAGACCGCAAGCCUGGUCCCAAGUCCAGGCAUUGGAUCCCAGUGUUUUUGCUGAUUAUUUGCUGCGUUUGGAAUUGCCAACUGGCGCCCAGUUGCACGGGAUCUGAUAGGAGCGAGGGUUGCACUGUAGCCAUGGACAGUGCUGAAACGUCCACUGAUUGGACACACCACUUCAUCCAUAGAUCUGACGUGAAGCUACAUGGCAAGCGGCCACCAAUGUGCGCUAGCACGCCAGUUGAGCUGACCCAUCGUGCCUCUCCUGUUGUUAAGAGAAGUCUUCAACGAGCCCAAAAAAGGGCCCAACGCAGUGGAAUGGCCUGGUAUCGUGGGCGUUGCCUCACUCCUGAGGAUUUCCUCAAAAUGGGGAUGCGCCCGCUGAACACUGAUUUGCCCCCGAUGACGCCUGCCAACCUGGCAACAUGCAAUAUGCACAAUGCCCCUAGGAAAAGACUCACAUGCCUGACCUGGAAUGGAGGAGGGCUCUCCAAUCACCGAUUGGACGAGCUCAAAUGCUGGCUUGUUCAGCAGCAAAUCCAAAUAGCUGCAGUGACCGAAACCAGAUGGAGCUUCUGUUCAACCUGGAGUGAUAAUUCCUGGCACCACAUCCACAGUGCGGACCCUGAUCACCGAGGUUCUGGAGUGGAUAAAGGAUGCCUGCAGAGACGUGAACGAUUUCGGUUGGCUUUGGAACAACAGCUCCAGCAAAUCCCAAAUCGGAAUACAGUAGCUGUCCUUGGAGGCCUGAACUGUUCCCUAAUGGAGAGCUCUGGCACCUGCGGCACGUCUUUCUUCCGUUGGAACCACCAAUUGCUGCAUGGCUUGAAACAUUCCGACAGUGAAAGGUUUGCACAAAUCCUUCGUGUUGGAGGACUUGUAGCUUUGAAUACAUGGGACUCCUCAUUGGGCCCGACAUUUGUGCAAAACGGAUGUGCCAGCAGGAUCGACUUCAUUUGCACACGUCGGCAUUUGGCUGAUGGUCAGGCUCGGAGAGUUCAAUACUUAUGGGAGGCACCCUUUUUGCCCCCUGGUCAAUAUGGCCAUGUCCCUAUGGUAUGUCAUUUGGCUAAGUACUGGGUGCCACCUGCACACCAUAAUGCAAAUAGCCUGACACCACACCAGAAACGAUGUGGACGCCUUGCCAAAUUGUCUGGUGAUGUGGCCUGGCGUCAUUUUCUGGCUGCUUCUGGCGAUACCAUUUGCGACCAAUUUCACCGGGUGCUGACCUUAGCUGAAUCUGAGCUUUCCAGGAAACAGAGACGCCAGCGUUUUGAGGAGAUCGUUCAACUUGCCAAUCAAGCCGCCUUACAACACAACACCCACCAAAUGUUUGACAUCAUCAAUCGAUUUGCUCCCAAGACCCCCAUGCGUAGGAUGCAGCUUCGCAAUGACCUUGGAGCCCUGAUGACAAUUUCUGAGGAACGCAGUAUGCUUGUUGCAUAUGUCAGACAAACAUGGCAUGGACACCCCAUGACCCUGCGCCCUUGUCAUUCUCCUCCAGGAGUGCCGUUUACGGUCCAAGAACUUGCAGGUGCACUGAGAGACAUUCCUACUGUCAAAGCAGCCGUUUUGGGCCUGCUCAUUCGAAUUGCAUCCAAACAGACUGAAUGUGAGUUCCGAAAAUGGCCCAUUUGGGCUUUCAUGCCGAAGAGGUCGACGCAAGACCCUCUCCUGAAAGUGGCUGACCUGGCUCGAAGACGUGUCGAGACUGCCCUCUCUGGUGAGGCCCUUCUUCUUGGACCUGCACAUUGCACUGGAAUCCCAUUGAAGGCUACAAUGACAUCGAGCCUCAAGCUUCCAACUGAUGCUGCCUCUGCUAGAGGAACCAGAAGCGUGCAAGUACCUCUGCAAAUUCUGCUUCUUGUGUGGUCAGCAUGCUCACCGUAUCCAGGACUGGCGUCUCUGGGGCCAGUACAGAUCCAAACCCAGCUGGAGGCGGCAUGUGCCCACUGUGGCAAGAUCUACUCCUCACUUGAAGGACUCCGGUCCCACAUAGUGCAGGGACGAUGCCCUGAAUUCAACCCGGCAGCAGAGACAGAGACGGUACCCAUUCCUCAGGCCUGGCAUGACCUCUGUCUCCAUGGAACCAUGUUCAGUCAUUUGCAGCCACCCAUGACACGGCUCCAUUUGACCAUACGGUGCAGCCAAUGCCAGCAGGUUUACACCCGGGCUGGAGACCUGGCAAACCACCUUAUGACCAGCCAUGCCAAGUUGUGGAGGCAGGCACAAAGCCUCACUUUGGUUCUGGUGGAACUUGUGUUUGCCCGUCUGGGCUGUGUUUGCAACCCGCAAAUACAUCAGGUUCGACAAAAUCACAUUUGUCUUCCCCUGCGCCAGAUUGCCAUGAUGUACAUCAGGUUGGAACAGGUGCCCUUCAUGCCCAUUCCAGUUACGGAAGAGGUUCUGCAUCAGCUGGUCCAUCCCUCAAUUCCCAGGCCAAUGCAUUUCAGGCUCACCAAACUCUUUGCUGACCGACAGUUUAGUGACAUGUGGACAGACGCAGAGGUCAAGCAGAUGCUGAGCCAUGCUUGCAUCAUGUGUGGACAGGCGCACUUGCCUGGACUUUUGAGUCGACAUUUGCAUGAAGCACACACAUGUGGGCACCAAUUUGCAGACUUCUACAGUGACACAUUGCUGCCUGUUUUUCAGCACCUGAUGCAGUCCGAUUUUCAAUGUGAGUUUUGUGGCCAGAUCUUCAAUCUCCCGUAUCCAUCUGAUGAAGACUCGGUUAUGAAUGGCUGGGACGAGAUGGCACUGGGCGAGAUCAAGGAAACCUUUGAGUUCCUUGCGCCGAUCUUCGACAAGAGCUUGAAACUUCAACCCAAUCCCAGGGCAAUGAAACAACGCAGAACCGAGGGCAAGGCAGACCAGACCGAUCAAGAUCCACCAGGACGAGAACCACAGAAGGAGAUCCUGCAGUACCUGCGGGUCCUGGGCCAACUGGCGCUGCGUCACGAGCGCAGCUUGAACUUGCUGCAAAGUACAGACUCUUUCAUACUGUACUUCCAGCAGGACAAGGCGGGCAGUCUCCACUUUCUAGACGAUGGAAAGCAGUUGACUACCGCUAUCGAUGAAGCUGUCAACCGGGGACUAUCAGAUGACACUCCUAGUCAAACACCACGGAACACAGACAAAAGUGUCCAACAUGCCUUUUUCCAGCACUACCUGACCGAAAAAGAUUGGGAAACGUUGCAGGCCCCAGGGAUGGAUGUCAAUACCAAGAUCAGGGUCCUGGUGAAAAGGCGCCAAGCUUUGAGGAUGAGACACAUUUGUGAGGACACAGCACGGCGCAUCUGUUGUGUCUUAACUUUGUCGGGGAACAGCCGCAUGUGUGCAGCCCAAGUUGAUCCUUUUGAGUUUUAUGGCCUACUUGGGGACUUCAAGGUGAUGCUGAGGUUUGCUUGGAAGAACAGUUCCGUCGAACCUGUUACUUUGAAAUCAUUUCCAGCAGAUCCUACAAAACUCAAACCGGACUUGUUCUCCAGUGCAUAUCAUCGUGAUGAGCCACCAGUCCGGAGUAAGCUUGAUGAAGGGAUUCUGUUAGAAAUGGUGUCUACACUUCCAGCUCGGAACACCCAUGGGACUUUGAAAGGGGGUUGUGCUAGUGGCUCCAAGAAUCAAGCUACCAUGACCCUUAACAAGUUGAACUCGUUUUUGCAGCGCCUUGAAGGGUUUGGAGGGCAAGACUAUCGGGCGAGGAGGGGUUCUACACGUAUCAAGAUGUUGAAGGGGCAUGAUGAAGAGGAAUUUGAAGAACAGCAUCCUACGCGUCGGCGGAAACCUGAACCUUUGCAGAUCGAGUAUACCCCUAGUGAAGAAGCGACAAAAAAGGCAUCGAUUUGCGAUAUGGCAAGCUCCAUGCUCAAAGUGCUUGGUGAAGAGGGUUUGUCGAAGGAUUUAGAGUUGCCCAAGAAGGGAUCCCAACCGAAAUCCAAAAGUCUUCCAAAGCCAAAGUCCAAGACUGGGUUGAAGAUUACCAAGUGCAGUGCAGCUACCAAACCCAAGCCGCAGCCUACUAUCUCGUGUUCGAAGAACAAGCCACCGGGGUUUCCAGGAACCAAGAGACAGCCACCAAUUCGUUGGGGAUCUUGCACAAUCUACACAUCAGACACCAAAUGGCGUGUCAAGUUGAAUGCAGGGGACCGUUUGGAUGUACCUAAGCUAUUUACUGACCAACCCAAAAAGGGCUGGCAGGAAGUCAUCAAGCUCUGCAAAGAGAGGGGCACUUUUGAGAAAUGA
Molecule: messenger RNA, 4454 nt
Organism: Cladocopium goreaui
Lineage: Eukaryota; Dinophyceae; Suessiales; Symbiodiniaceae
Source: the annotation of a GenBank genome assembly